AUGACAGGCUAUAUCUACCGUUCAGGUGUUCAAACGGCCGAAGACAGGCUAGCCAGUGCUGUAACGGACACAUCCCUCGUCAGCCCAAGCCUUGACCUUCCCAUAUCAAGUGCUUCGCUACCUACAGAAACGCUGCUAGCCAUUUUUGACUAUUUGUUCAAGAUAGACGGCCGCCGACUAUCGGCGAAUCCUACCUUGUUCCCCUUCUCAUGUGCUUUGGUCUGUCGAAGAUGGCACGACGUGCUGUGUAUGCAACCCAUUUACUGGAAACGAAUGGCUAUCGCUCUUGACUCACAGCAAGUUUCACCUUCAAUUGUUCGCGAUUGGGCGAACGCCUCCCGAGGAAUGGUCAAUCAUCUCUACGUCUUCUAUAGGCACAAGGUCAUCAUGGACGUCCAUGCAGAACACGAGCACGUCGAUGCUAUUCUUAGGGAAAUAUUUCCUUUCGCUGUUUCUGAAUCUAUUCUUGAGACUAUAUCAAUUAAUGUUAGCUACCGCUCGACAUCUAUCCUCGCUGGUCUUCACCUCAACCAUGCCAGUCUCCCGAGUCUUCGUAAUCUACAGCUAGAAUCCUUCAUCGCGGACACAGCAGACCCUAUUCAGCUAGAUGCGCUGAGCUGCAAGUAUCUAUCAAACAUUGUUCUUGAUUCCAAGAGUAUCGUGGAUUUGUAUAGUUUCUCAUCAGCACAGUCUUCUCCCUGGGCAUCAUGGAAACCUCGCGAUCCGACCUUGCGUACCGCGCGAUAUCGUCCAGCAUUCAACGUCCCCGCCGUUUCCCCGACUACGUUCACAGAUGCUCUUGUGUGGCUAUCCGAUAAAGGAUUUAAGAACCUCUAUAUCGUAGAUGUAGGCUUCGACGAGGAGAACACCGACCAAACGACCUCACCGCCGUCAAGCCAGGUUGACUUCCUACACUGCGAAGACAUUGGCGGACUCUACAUUGCCGAACAUCUAACAGAAUUGCGCGCUUCCACCAUGGUCACACUCGUCCGAUGCACUCUGUCAUCUCCCCUUCCCACGUUUUCUGCCUGGAGUCUCUCACUUGAAGGGAUCACGGAUCCCUCCGACAUCUAUAGAGCCAUCAAGCGCUGGCUCGGGCAAAGCCUCAUCAUCAGAAACUGCCCCGCGUUUGAUGACGAGUUCCUCGCUCGCAUGGCUCUCUUCAACGACGUAUAUCACGAACGCACCACGUUUCGUGACAGCGAAGGCGAAAGCGAUUUCCUGUGCCCAAUGAUGACGAAUCUAUACAUCACAGGACCAUGUUGCUCCGUUGCAGCCCUGCGCGGGCUCGUGGAUGCUAGGGCGAAGAUCGCGGGUAGACGUAUCCAGCGGUUGUCUGUGUACAAAGGCUCAGCACUUGAUGCCGAAGAUCGAGCUUGGAUUCAAGCCAACUCGGGGUUUACGUGGUCCGAGUCUCGAUAG
Coniophora puteana RWD-64-598 SS2 is the source of this 1422-nucleotide messenger RNA. RefSeq lists its product as uncharacterized. The record is from RefSeq and is a predicted model, not a curated record. The transcript has a single exon. Gene Ontology annotation, molecular function: protein binding. Lineage: Eukaryota; Fungi; Basidiomycota; Agaricomycetes; Boletales; Coniophoraceae. Bases 1 to 1422 code for a protein of 473 amino acids.